AUGGGCUAUUCCCUUCAGUUCCCAGCAACCCUCUCCUAUAUCCUCAGUCCAGGAGCAAAGUCAGGCCAACGAGCUCACUACAGUGGAGUCUGGGUUUGUCUGAGAACUGGAUCUCCAGGAGACUCUCUCAGGAUUCAGUUCCCUUCAGUGAAGCCAAACUCUGUGGUCCUCAGCUGGGGAAACCCAAAGGGACUAGAAGGACCCAAAAGCUUCAGGAUCAUGUGGAGCUCUUUGCAGAAGGUGGAAGGUCGCUUAGUCAUCAAAAAUUUUCAUAAAAUAGAAAUAAGCAACCUUGAACUUGGACAAGAGUAUUUCUUCAGCGUGGCCACAGAAGAUGAAGAUGGCAAUUUAAGCGAAUGGGUCACUGCAACUGUCUUCACAGUUGUGCCACCACCUCGACAUUUAACAAAAGAGCACUCCGAUGCUACAUCUCUGACCUUGAAAUGGAUGGAUGGAGAAAAAAUGGAGGGAAUUCCUCAACAAUUUCUUAUAGCUGUUGAAAGUCCAGGAAAAGAGCCUCUGGUGAUACACACCAAUGAUUACUGCAAAAAAGUCUCUGAUUUAGAACCAGACACAAAGUACACCAUCUCUGUCUCAACAGUGGUGAAUGAUAGGUGCAGCGAGCCAAUUUCUAUCUGCACACGCACAGUGGUGAUGGACAGACUGACAGAUGAGGUCAGGCAGGGGUCUCUGUGGACUACGAUGUUUGCAGACAACAGUGUGGUCUGUAGUGAGACAAGGGAGCAGGUGAAGAGAACCUGGAGAGGUGAAGAGCCAAGCCUAAGGCAGGUGUUGUCAAAGAUUGGACUGGAAGACCAGUAUGACACCAAGCUCACACUUAGCACUUUCCUGGAGAUUAAUCAGUAUGAUCGAUCACAGAGGAAACCAAAAUCUGCAAGGGCAGUUCCUGAGGCCUUUUUAAAGCAACUCAUGUCGCUGAAUACAAACGCUAGAAGUGCCACAUGUGUGUCUCAAGAUGAGGACAAGUGCAAUGCUAUCAAUCUUUUGGACUUGGUAACUGCACUGUUCCUUUGUUCAGACAGUGCUCUUCAGCAGGACUUAGUCCUGAAAAUGUCACUCUGUCAGUUUGCUGUCCCGCUCUUGCUUCCAAACUCUGAAACAAAAGAAAUCACAAUGAUGCUGUGGUCUAUGCGCGACAUUGUCCGAACUUUCAGACCCUCUCAGCAGGCGUUCCUAAAGUCAUACUGUGAUGAAAGACUUGUGCUGUCUGAUAUUCCUUUGGUAUCGUUUGUCAGGCUGGGGAAAACAUCUUUGUCCAAAUCUCAGAUGUUGAACAAGUUGCUGUGCAACAAUCAGCAGAUUCAUCACACAUUUUGUCACCGUAGCAUGGCAUGUUGUGAUGUCCCCAGAAGAAUUUCAGAUGGACUGGUGGAAAUCAGCUGGUACCUCCCGUGUGGGAACAUGAAGAUAGAUAAAUUCACAGAACCAUUGGCUUUUACCAAUCUGAGAGGAGAUAUCAAGGCUUCUGAAAGACAAUUUGCAUUCCUCUGUCAGGCUUCUGCAGCUGUUUACAUCUACUGUGAUGAAUCAGAAACUAAUUACUUCAAGCAUCUGGAAGGAAAACAUCUGGAAGCAAAUAUCUUUUUGAUAAGCAGCACAAAGGGAAAAAGCUAUAGACUCAAACAACUGACUGUGAACCCAAGAUUGAAGAUGACUGAUAUUAGUCAGAUUAAAAAGACUGAUACAGAACUACUAAAGGCACUCCAGGAAUCAGUCUCUAAAAUGCUAGUAAGCCCCCAAACCAAAAAAGUGUCUUUGGCAGAUUUGGCUUACACAGCUCACUGUUGUCAGAUUCUCGUUGAUGAGGAUAGGGAUGAAUGCCAGAGUGCUUGGGAGAAUGCGAGUAAAAUCACUGCAAAGGUAACUAACAUCUCUGAAUUCAAAGACAAGCAACUGCCUUAUCAGGGAAACAUCUGGAAAGCAAUUUCAUGGGUGGAAACUGAGUGCUGGAGGCUACGUAAAGUUGGAAACAAUAACCCUGACAAUUACUGCGAGUCCAUAAAAGAAAAAGAGAAAGGGCUAAGGAACAAGCAGCGAAGUUUUGAGAUGACAACUGCAGUGGAACGCUUCCACCAUGGGAUGACAACCUCAGAGGUUCAACGCUACCAUUUUCUCAAAUGGCUGGAAAUGGAACUGGAUAACCUGUCCAGGCAUCAACUGUCAGCUCUCCAGGAUCGAUACAAAGAGCUUAGGCAGAAAUCUCUCGAGGAAACAAAAGAAAUUGUGGAAACUGACAACCAAAUUUCAGCUUGCUCUUUAAGAGUAGACCACUUUGUCAGAGAGUGUGGGCAGCUGUAUAAUAAUGUGAGUUGCCUGCCAGAAUACAGUCGUCAGAGAAAAAACAUCGAACAGCUUCCUGGACAGUGUGCUCAGAUGAUGCUUGAUGGUUUCCCUCUUGAGCUUGUUGAUGGAGAUGCAGCAAACAUCCCAAUAAAAUGGAUCAGCCAGGUACUUACUGAAUUGCACAACAUCAUGAAUUCCAGUAGCAAGCUUAAGGUCAUCACAGUCAUUGGAGCUGAAAAUUCAGGUAAAUCAACUUUGCUCAACACCAUGUUUGGGGUCAGGUUUGCUGUCAACGCGGGUACAUGCACCAGAGGGGCAUUCAUACAGCUGAUCAGUGUCAGUAAAGAUAUCAGGAAAGAGCUGGGCUGUGACUGCAUCAUGCUCAUUGAUACAGAGGGCCUGAAGUCACAUCGGAUGGUUCGUGAUGAUCACAGCCAUGAACGUGACAAAGAAGUUGCGAGCAUUGCAGUGGCACUCAGUGAUGUUGUAGUUGUCAGCAUUUCCAACGACAGCUCCAGAGAGAAAGACCUCUGGGAAAUGGUGUGUCAUGCUUUUGCAAGGCUGAAGGGUGUUAGCAAGAAGAAGCCAGUGUGUCAUUUUGUACAUACAAACAUGUAUGACAUGCCUGCUUUGGAGCAGCUGAAGAGAAGUAAAGAGCUGAUGGAACAGCUCAAUGAAAUGAUCGGAAAAGAUGUUAAAAUGAAGAAGGCCAACAUCAAUAAGCUCUCAGAUGUGAUCAAGUUUGAUCUAAACAAUUGGAGCUGGUACAUUCCUCCAGUGUGGGAUGGGACUCCACCAAUGGCUCCUGUCAAUGUUGGCUACAGUGCAACUGUCUAUACUUUGAAAAAGGUUCUAAUAAAUGACCUCCAAAAGUGCCCGGAACGAGGGGAUCUAAUUCAAUUCAUCGGGAAGGUAGAGCAAUUCUGGAAGACUGUGUAA
This is a messenger RNA of Pelmatolapia mariae (spotted tilapia), 3243 nucleotides long. RefSeq names its product up-regulator of cell proliferation-like. Bases 1 to 3243 code for a protein of 1080 amino acids. The record is from RefSeq and is a predicted model, not a curated record. Lineage: Eukaryota; Metazoa; Chordata; Actinopteri; Cichliformes; Cichlidae. The transcript is spliced from 6 exons. Gene Ontology annotation, molecular function: GTP binding; protein binding.